AUGAAGGCGAUGUUUCAAGGACAUUUCAGAGAAAGCACGUCUAGAGUUAUAUCUUUUCCAGGUGUGAGAAUGUACGCGUUCCAUAUACUGCUGUGUUAUAUAUAUUCAGAUAAGAUUCCUAUUGUUGAACCUACACGGAGUUUAGAACUACUGGAACUAGCGAAUAGACUCUGUAUGAAUAGACUCGUGAGUUUAGUGGAGGCGAGAGUUAUAGAUCAAUUGCAGCAUCAAGAUAGAUUAGGUGAAGACGAUCAAGUAGUGGAAAUAGCGUUAUCAUUGUUGGAACCUGUUAAGUUACACAACGCUCACAAUCUGUCCGAGUGGUGUACUUGGCGUCUGUGUGGUGCCUAUGACCGAGUCUGUCGCGCCAAACAUCUCAGUUUAUCAUCAAGAGAAUAUCUAGCUGAUAACCGCUGGCCGCCUGUUUGGUAUGUCAAAGAAUUCGACUACUAUCAGAAGUGCGUCGCGGAGCAGUCAAAAGAAUUGAAGGAUCUUAGACCAACUACCUUACAAGCGAAUCAACAAACUGGAUGUUUAUGCUUUUCUAGUAAAGUUCGUCGUGAGAGCGGCCCUGACGCCAGCACCGCUCUCUGCCGCACCGAGCCACAGCAGCCGCCUCUCUGA
Molecule: messenger RNA, 624 nt
Organism: Danaus chrysippus (African queen)
Lineage: Eukaryota; Metazoa; Arthropoda; Insecta; Lepidoptera; Nymphalidae
Source: the annotation of a GenBank genome assembly